AUGAUUGGAAAGUUGUUAAUGAAAAAGCAGAGUAGAACCAAUUUACUGGAUAAUUCAUCAUCACCCUCUAGUAAUACUGUUAUUCAUUCUAAUCCUUCGUCACCUUCAUUAGAUCUUCAUUCUAAUUCUUUUCAUCACCAUCAACAGGAAGCAGCAACAUUUGUCAAUUUGGUGGUGGAUCAGAGUAAGGAUUCAUCUUCUCUAGAAAAGCAAAAGCGAAUAGAAAAGCUCAAGAUACAAUAUCCCAAAUUGUUUGAGGAGGUUUUUGAGGAGGAAGAUGAGGCUGACAUUUGUCCAAUUUGUUUGGAGUUGUAUACGAGGGAUAAUCCUCAGAUAUUGUGCAAGUGCUCUCAUGGAUUUCAUUUUCAAUGUAGUGAGGAGUGGAAACAACGUUCGAAUGAAUGUCCUGUUUGUUUCAGAAAGUUGAUUUACAUGUAUGAGGAUGAAGAGUUGCCACCAGUUGAAAAGAAUCGAAAUGAAAAGAAGCAAAACCCAACAAUCAUGAUGAGGGAACCUCUCUAUUAUAGUGAAGAUAGACCAAGAAGAGGAUUCUUUGGAACUAUACUUUCAAAGUAUGUAAUAAUUGUCAGUGAUUGA
This is a messenger RNA of Naegleria gruberi, 597 nucleotides long. RefSeq lists its product as uncharacterized. NCBI's taxonomy places the organism in Eukaryota, Heterolobosea, Eutetramitea, Acrasida, Naegleriidae. The transcript has a single exon. The coding region runs from base 1 to 597 and encodes 198 amino acids. The record is from RefSeq and is a predicted model, not a curated record.